Molecule: messenger RNA, 4032 nt
Organism: Hemibagrus wyckioides
Lineage: Eukaryota; Metazoa; Chordata; Actinopteri; Siluriformes; Bagridae
Product: gap junction Cx32.2 protein-like
Exons: 2
Coding region: 171-989 (272 amino acids)
Biological process (GO): cell communication
Cellular component (GO): connexin complex
Source: RefSeq, a predicted model, not a curated record
GUUGGUUGUUAGACUUUAAGAGAAAUGAUGACGUAACAGAAAUGAAAGUGGGUUUUAGCUAAAUCAGGAACACACACUUGAAGAACACACACUUGAAGAACACACACUUGGAGAGCACUCCCUUGACGAACUUUGCUCCUGAGUGAACCUGAUCAUCAGUAUCAAUCACUAUGGGAGACUGGGGCUUUCUGUCCACAUUGCUGGACAAGGUGCAGUCCCACUCUACUGUCAUUGGCAAGAUCUGGAUGAGCGUCCUCUUCAUCUUCAGGAUCCUCAUUCUGGGCGCAGGAGUCGAGAAUGUUUGGGGAGAUGAGCAAUCUGAUUUAAUUUGCAACACUCUUACACCGGGCUGUGAGAACAUCUGCUACGACUGGAUGUUCCCCAUCUCCCAAGUCCGCUUUUGGGUGAUGCAAAUCAUCUUUGUGUCCACUCCAACCCUGCUGUACCUCGGCCAUGCCGUCCAUGUCAUCCACCAGGAGAACAAGCUUAGAGAGUUGCGCAAAACCAACCAGUCAGUCAUGCCACCAAAAUACACAACGGAAAACGGCAAAGUCCGAAUCAAGGGCAGAUUGCUGUGUAGCUACUUGACUCAACUGUUUUUCAAAAUCAUCCUGGAAGUAGCUUUCAUCACUGGCCAGUAUUUGCUGUAUGGCGUUUUUAUGAUACCUAGAUUCAUAUGUAAGGAACCUUUUUGCCGCAUGGACAUAGAAUGCUUCAUGUCCAGACCCACAGAGAAGACUAUCUUUAAUAUCUUCAUGUUUGUGGUUGCAUGCGUUUCCCUGGCCUUAAACAUACUGGAAGUGUGCUAUUUGCUGUGCUGUAGGGUAAGAAGAAGACGGCCAAAAUAUGAAGGAGUGGUGCAUUACCAUACACAACCCUUUAGUCCACCAUUUGCUGAAAUCAGCCCGGAUUCAGAGAGCGUUCAGCAGAACAGUAUGAACAGAAACCUGGAGAAGCGCUCUAUCACAAAGGAGAGACAAAGCUACUGAAGAAAUGCUUCUGUAAAAUGACAUAAUUACACUCUAAAAACUUAAUACAACCCAAUCUGGAUUUAUAUGGAAACUCAGCGUUGGCUUUGAUGAACUAAGGCAGCAUGGGUUGUUUUGAUGGUUUAAGAUGUUAACCACAGCAUGAUGGGUUGAUUGGUUUACUUUAACUUGUGGACAAAAACUGACCCCAUUGCAGUUGACACUGUGUUUAUUUAUGUUUUAUCAGCACAAAAGUAGCAACAUUUUUGUGUACAUGUUAUAAAAGCAGUUUGACUCGAGUUCAAUGGAGUAACUUAUUGUCCAUUUUGAAAUCAUAGAAGGUGCAUCAGAAAUCUCCAGUAACUCCAGUACUAGCUAAUAAUGCCACAGCGGUCAUUUUUUAAACCAACUAGAUAUAAUAUAGCAGUAAAUUUUCUAGCUUGAUGCUAAUUUUAAAUAUAAUUAUAAUUAUCUGAUUUUUGACAUUUUCUUACAUAAUGUUCUAAUUGACGAUAUUUAGUAGGACAAAGCCAAAUUCUGACAUUAUAACUCAUACAGUUGCAGCUAAUUUCUUUUAUUUAAACGUUUUCCCAGCAGUGAAAAAAAUUCCAGACAAUAAAUGGCCCAACUGAGUCCAACUAUCAGGUCUGUAUGUUUAAACACCAACAAGCUAAACCCAGCAACUGGUUUGCAAAAAUAACCCAUCAUUUUUAGAGUGUAACAAAUUGAUAUACAUAUAUUUUUUUUAAAUAUAGGCUAAUAAACUAUUAUAGUGAAUGAAUGAUUCUGUAUAUCAUGAUGGCACGGUAUAGCAGUUGAGCUGGCUAUACAGACUCUCAUUCCUCGUAUUAAUGUCAAUCCCAACAAUCUACAAUACACCGUUUUUUUUAUGUUCAGCAUAAAGCUGUAAAUGUAUGAAAGAUUGUAAGAUACUGCCAACAAAAUCUGAUGACGGUCUUUGUGUUUAAAUUGUAUUUGGUCUUUAACAUCGUGAUUCAGUUUAAAUAAACGCCAUGCUUUUUGUGUGGAUCUUGUGUAAUAAAUCAGACAGUGUUGAAUGUGUAUUGGGUUAGUUUGGCAGGAUCAGUAGAAAAAAGUAUCCUUAAACUUUAUAGAAUGCACAGAGUUGAAGUUUUAAAGUUUUUAAGAAAAUAAUGACCUCUUCUGAGACAUCAUUUUAAAAAUAUCAUGUGAUUUUCUGCUGAUUUGCUCAGGCUUGUAGACAUAAUCAUGUGAGUUCAUGAAAAUCAUGAAAACUUCUCCAAAAUGAAAAAGUUGUAAGUAAAGACUGUGUGAUUAAGGUUAUAUACUGAAAAGUUCCGGAGCGAGAAAGGUGAAGUAUUUAAAGGUAUACAAUUGUUGGGAAAAAGAAGAAAUUUUUCCAAUGCCUGAAUUUGUAAUCCUGAUAAAUAAUAUUUCCUCAAACACAGUUAAAGGUCCACUACUGUCCAAAAGUCUGGAAUCACUUGGAAAUGCCCUUGUUCAGAUGAUUUUAAAGAAAGAUCUACAUUGUCACACGGAGGCCCAUAAUCAGCAUCCAUCAGUCCUCUGUUUCAGUCUCAUGUUAUGUUUGCUAAUCCAAGCUAAUCAUUUUAUCGGGCUAAUUGAUUAUUAGAGAACCCUUUUGUGAUUGUUCUAGCACAGCUGAAACCUGUUGUACUGAGGCUAUUGGACUUAUGGAUAGUAUAUAUACAGUCAUUGGAUGGAUGAGGGUAGAUUUAAAGGUGUUUUAAGGUGAAUAAAAAAGAAGUGCAAAGUAAAUAGCUACAGUGAGACUCAAGGGUGAGAGGAGAUAGAGACUUUAGACAAGUGUAAGAUUUCGUUAGGCCUGCAGUUUUUGCUUUUUGCUUUCCCUUCUCUGGUCAAUCCUGUAUUAAGGAUGAUCUCAAGGCUAAAAGGUGGUUUAGACUCUAUUUGACUCCAAUGAUUUCCAUCUCCAUUUCAGUCAUUUCAAGCUUUUAUUUGUUAUCAUAUGUUACAUUCAUGAAAAUUAUAUUGUUUGCUAUGUCCAGUGAUGAUGUCACUAACACUACUGUAUUGAAAUGGAGAGCAAUACUAUAUCCAGACAGAUGAGCAGCUUCUCCACUGACAGACUGAUUUUAUAGUUUUUGUUAUAUUCCUUCUUAUUUUAUUUAUUACCUGUGCUUGUGGAUACUGCUAGAAGCUUUAAAUUUCCCUUUUGGCAUGAAUAAAAUAUCUAUCUAUCUAUCUAUCUAUCUAUCUAUCUAUCUAUCUAUCUAUCUAUCUAUCUAUCUAUCUGUCUAUCUGUCUAUCUGUCUGUCUGUCUGUCUGUCUGUCUAUAAAAGUGGCUUUUUAGUAUCUGGAGCAUCGGGAAUUGUGGGUUUGUUUACAGGCUCAAAAUGGCCAGAAAGAAAGAACUCUCUUUAUUUUCAUGGUAUAAAAUUUAUCUUACUAUAAUGUGAACUACUUCCUUUCAUAGAACAUCGCAAACUGAUUCUAACCAGAACAGAAAACAAGGACAUUUGCAAGUGAUCCCAAACUUUUGAAUAGUAGAGUACAUUUCUAGCUGUUCAAAAUGAGCUGCUUAACUGUAUGCUAGAAACAGUGAUAAUUCAUUCGACAGAAGCCUAGAUCACAAGGCAAGUGUAACAGCCUCUGUCUAAUGCCGUGAUGAAUACCCGCCUCACCAAAAUCUACUGUAUGGUCAUGAACCGCUGCUGCCACAAGCGGAAAAAAAACCAUGGCUUUAAUUUUCUCAAUCUGGCAAUAAAACACUCAUAGAAGUGAAGAAAUUUUGACUCAGUUCAUUUAGCAAGCUCAGGGUUUGCUAAAUCAUUUGUCUGCUGGAGUUUUGUCUGUGUUAUGUGCUUGGAUAUAAGAGAGACAGCCAUUUGGGCCAAUGGACUCUAUUUUUGAAUAGAAAUAUCUCACAUUUUAUCCAGUAUAAAUCUUCUUAACAGAAGAGGAGUUAGUAACGUGCUCAAGUUUGGAAAACCGAAACACCAUGUGCAUGUGAAGAGGUUAAUAUCUGAGCUUUGUAAACAGAACCUUGCUCAAGGUCAGUUCACACAAAUAUUUGUGGAUCUGAACAGCUGUUUGUUCC